Molecule: messenger RNA, 2865 nt
Organism: Uncinocarpus reesii 1704
Lineage: Eukaryota; Fungi; Ascomycota; Eurotiomycetes; Onygenales; Onygenaceae
Exons: 3
Coding region: 1-2865 (954 amino acids)
Biological process (GO): maturation of SSU-rRNA
Cellular component (GO): Pwp2p-containing subcomplex of 90S preribosome; small-subunit processome
Molecular function (GO): snoRNA binding; protein binding
Source: RefSeq, a predicted model, not a curated record
AUGGUCAAAUCAUACUUGAAAUUUGAAGCGUCGAAAACCUUUGGUCUCGUUGCUUCUGCGACGUCGAAUAUCGUUUGGAUAAAAGAUGAAGGCCUCCUGACAUCUUCCCACCGUACCGGCGCAGGGCGAGCAAUAGUUGGUGCGGGUGAAGAAGUUGCUUGCUGGGAUGUUAAAAAGGGAGAAUUGCUCGCCAAAUGGCGGGAUUCCGACUGCAAUGCGCAAGUGACUUGCAUUGCGCAAAGCAAAGCCGACGAGGACAUUUUUGCUGUUGGAUACGAGGAUGGCAGUAUCCGGCUAUGGGACUCUCGGCUCGGAACGGUUAUGAUUUCUUUCAAUGGGCACAAAACCGCUGUCACACAGCUAGCGUUUGACAAGGGAGGAGCACGGUUGGCCAGUGGCUCGAAGGACACCAAUAUAAUUAUAUGGGAUUUAAUCGCAGAAGUCGGGGUGGUAAAGCUACGAGGCCAUACCGACCAGAUCACCUCCCUUAACUUCUUGUCUGGCGCAGCUGACGAGGACGACAUUGCCGAAAACGACCAGGACAGAUUCUUAUUGAGUACGGGUAAAGAUUCACUGAUCAAAUUCUGGGAUCUGUCUUCUCAACAUUGCAUCGAAACCCAUAUUGCUCAGAGUAACGGAGAGUGUUGGAGUCUAGGCUUGUCACCCGAUCAAAGUGGAUGCAUAACUGCGGGGAAUGAAGGCGAGCUUAGGGUCUGGUCGAUAGAUCCGAAUGCUAUGAAAGAGAUUGCUAAAGAAAAAGAAGGAGCCAAUACGCAGAAGAUUUUAGUGGAUAGGGGAAACUUAUAUCGCCAUGGCAAAGAUCGAACCAUCGGCGUGCAUUUCCAUCCACAUUCAGAUUAUAUUGCAGUUCACGGUUCUGAAAAGUCUCUCGAGAUAUUGCGCAUCCGAGGUGAAAAGGAAAUACAGAAGACCCUAGCCAGGAAGCGAAAGAGGAGAAAGGAGAAAGAUGGAGCUGAGAACGACCAAACUGCCCCUAUUGGUGAUUCUCCGGACUCUCUUGCGACCGUCCCGAUAACCGAAAUUUUUGUCUCGCACGCAAUCGUUAGAACCGGAGGGAAGAUCCGAUCAGUGGAUUGGAUACGUGGCAAAGGACUCCAGCUGCUCGCGGCCACCACAAACAAUCAGCUAGAAGUUUACAACGUCGUCUCAGCAGAAAAGAAGAAAAAGGAUCAAGAAGAGAUUGAUUACACCCGCACAUUGUCCGUUGAAAUUCCAGGCCACCGAACUGAUGUACGUUCACUGGCUUUGAGCGCAGACGAUCGGAUGUUGUCCUCAGCCUCAAAUGGAAACUUGAAGGUCUGGAAUGUCCGAACUCAAACGUGCCUUCGAACAUUGGACUGUGGGUACGCUCUGUGCUCUACUUUCCUUCCCGGAGACAAGAUCGUUGUUGUUGGGAAUAAGAAUGGAGAGCUUGAGGUGUUUGAUAUUGCUUCAUCAACGCUUAUUGACACAAUCCAGGCUCACGAAGGCCCAGUAUGGGCACUUCAUGUUCACCCUGAUGGAAAAUCUAUGGUUACCGGAAGUGCUGACAAAACUGCAAAGUUCUGGAAAUUCGAGGUCGUUCAAGAAGAGAUCCUAGGCACUAAACGCACAAUGCCCAAGUUUAAGCUCGUCCAUAUCCGGACACUCAAAGUAAACGAUGAUAUUUUGAGCCUUAAAUUCUCUCCAGAUGCCCGACUGCUCGCCGUUUCGCUCCUGGAUAACACUGUGAAGGUCUUUUUUGUUGAUACCCUGAAGCUCUUUUUGAACUUAUACGGCCACAAACUUCCUGUCCUCAACAUGGACAUCUCCUAUGAUAGCAAACUAAUUGUCACCUGCUCUGCAGAUAAAAACAUUCGACUUUGGGGCCUCGAUUUCGGUGAUUGUCAUAAAGCUUUCUUCGCGCAUCAAGACAGUAUCAUGGCGGUUGCAUUCAUGCCUCACAACAAGGAAGGGGAUGGUCACAACUUUUUCAGCGCCAGCAAGGACCGUUUGGUCAAGUACUGGGAUGGAGACAAGUUCGAACAAAUACAAAAACUUGAAGGCCACCAUGGGGAGAUAUGGGCGUUAAUAAUAAGCCAUUCCGGGGACUUCAUAGUCACUGCGAGUCACGACAAAAGUAUACGGGUCUGGCAACAAACAGACGAACAAAUAUUUUUAGAGGAGGAGCGAGAGAAGGAGCUAGAAGAAUUGUAUGAGCAGAACCUUGCUGAGUCCCUCGACAAGGAAGAAGAAGCUAUAGAAGGCGAGGAUAAACCAGAGGCCGUGGCUGCCGGAAAGCAAACUAUGGAGACUCUAACAGCUGGAGAAAGGAUAGUUGAGGGCCUUGAACUAGGCUUGGAGGAUUUGGAGCAAAUCCGUGAAUACAACGAACGCAAAACCUCCAACCCUAAAGCUGCCCCGCCGUCUCGCAACCCUCUAUAUCUCGCAUAUGGGAAUAUCUCCGCCGAAAAAUAUCUCCUCAACACGAUACAAAAGAUCCCGGCCGCAUCCUUGCAGGAUGCCCUUCUCGUGCUCCCGUUCUCCAAACUUCCUGCCCUUUUUACAUUCCUGAAUAUAUGGGCAGGUAAAGAGUGGGAUAUACCGCUGACAUGCCGCAUCUUAUUUUUCAUACUCAAAACGCACCAUCGACAGAUAGUGGCGAGCAAGAUGAUGAGGCCCAUGCUAGACGGUAUUCGAGGGAACCUUCGACGGGUACUUUCUAAGCAAAAAGAUGAGAUGGGGUAUAAUUUGGCUGCUCUUCAGUUUAUUGGUGGCCAAGUACGUGAUAAAAGCAGAUCGGAUUAUGUUGACGAGGAGUUAUGGGAACAGGAAGAACAGCAACAACGAGGGGUGAAGAAGAGACAGUUCGUGACUGUGGCAUAA